This is a messenger RNA of Alligator sinensis (Chinese alligator), 1977 nucleotides long. RefSeq names its product biglycan (gene BGN). Bases 81 to 1220 code for a protein of 379 amino acids. The transcript has 8 exons. Gene Ontology annotation, molecular function: protein binding. NCBI's taxonomy places the organism in Eukaryota, Metazoa, Chordata, Crocodylia, Alligatoridae. The record is from RefSeq and is a predicted model, not a curated record.
AGACGCCUGGGUUCCUUGCAGUGGGGGGGGCCGUCCCAGUCCCGUCUCAGCCGCCGCCGCCGCUGCGCGACCAGGUCACCAUGGUGCCCCUGCUACUGCUGGCGCUGCUGUAUCCCACUGGGGCACUGGGGCUGGGGCUGGUGCCACCCUUUGAGCAACACGGCUUCCUGGACUUCUCGCUGGAUGACACACCGGCGCUGGGGCCAGGGGAUGAGGACGAGGCCUCAGGACUCUUCCCCACCUCAGGGGCCCCUGACCUGGGCCUGGAUGAGUUGGGGCUGCCCCCACCCUCAGGCCACUGCCCCUUUGGCUGCCACUGCCACCUGCGUGUGGUACAGUGCUCUGACCUGGGGCUGAAGGAGGUGCCCAAGGACCUGCCACCUGACACUACACUGCUGGACUUGCAGAACAACUUCAUCUCAGAGUUGCGGGCUGAUGCCUUCAAGGGGCUGGAGCAUCUCUAUGCACUGGUGCUGGUGAACAACCGGCUGUCACGGGUUGACCCCAAGGCCUGGACUCCACUGCGGCGCCUGCAGAAGCUCUACCUGUCCCGCAACCUCCUGACUCGGGUCCCAGCUCCGCUGCCUCCUGCUCUGGUGGAGCUGAGGAUCCAUGACAACAAGAUCCGCCGCGUGCCCAAGGCUGUGUUCCAUGGCUUACGCCAAAUGAACUGCAUUGAGAUGGGGGGCAACCCCCUGGAGAACAGUGGCUUUGAGCCUGGAGCCUUCGAUGGCCUUCAGCUCAACUACCUGCGUAUCUCCGAGGCCCAGCUCACUGGCGUGCCCAAGGACCUGCCGGAGACACUGACAGAGCUGCACCUGGAUCACAACCAGAUUCAGGCCAUUGAAUUGGAAGACCUGAAGCGCUACAGCAAGCUUACCAGGCUGGGGCUGGGUCACAACCGAGUCCGUGGGGUGGAGAACGGCAGUCUGUCCUUCCUGCCGCUGCUGCGGGACCUGCACCUGGAGCACAACAAGCUGCAGCGGGUGCCCCCUGGCCUUCCCAACCUGCGCCACCUCCAGGUGGUGUACCUCCAUGCCAACAACAUCUCAGCCGUGGGGCCCCACGACUUCUGCCCGCCAGGCUUUGGGGUGAAGCGCUCCCCCUACCAUGGGAUCAGCCUCUUUGGGAACCCACUGCCUGCCUGGGAGGUGCCACCUGCUGCCUUCCGCUGCGUCUCUGCCCCACUGGCUGUGCAGUUUGGCAACUACCGCAAAUAAAGGGCACCCCAAAUCUAGGGACACCCCCAUAACUAGGCGGAGAGAGAGCCAGGCAGGGGGCCUGGGGGGGCAGCAGGGUUAGGGAGAGGGGUGUGAGGCUAGUUUUGGGGGGCCAGGGGGAGUUUGGGGGGAACAUCUGGGGUAGCUUUGGGGAGUGUGGGGGUCAAGCAGUUAGUUUUAGCGGUGCAGGGGACUUAUAGGGCUUAUGGGGAGCUUUGGGGGGCAGUAGGUGGGUAUGGGGGUUUGGGGGAUGAUAUUGGGGUGCAGAGGGGUCUUGGGGGUCAGGUAGGAUUGGGGAUGGCAGGGAGCAGUAUUGGGAAGCAGCGGGAUGAAAGGGCACAGGGAAGGUUUGGGGGGGCAGGGUAAUUUAGAAGGCAGGGGCAGUUUUGGGCCGGUGAGUAGAUUUGGGGGUGUAUGGGAAAUAUGGGGUUCAAGGGGAUGUGGGGGCUAGGGGGAAAGUUUGGGGGCAGGGAUAGUUUCUGGAGGCCAGGGAUGAGUUAUGGGGACCAGGGGGUGGAUCUGGGGUCAUUUUGGCAGGCAGAUAUUGGGGUAUAGAAGCGGGGCAGGAGUGGGAGAGGCUCAUGGGGGAGUUUGGGGGUGAAAGGAAUGGAGCCUUUCUUAGAGUCCCUCCUCCCCUUCCCUGGGAUUUAGGUUCCCCCCAGCCCCUAAUUUCUCCCUGUCAGGGUCACAUCAAAGCCUGGAGACAUACAUAAAGCCUCUUCAACCCCACUCCCUAGCGCCCCCCCCCAAAAAAAAG